Molecule: messenger RNA, 2964 nt
Organism: Eimeria acervulina
Lineage: Eukaryota; Apicomplexa; Conoidasida; Eucoccidiorida; Eimeriidae
Exons: 9
Coding region: 1-2964 (987 amino acids)
Source: RefSeq, a predicted model, not a curated record
AUGCCCUCAACCCCAGCAGCAGCAGCAGCUGCUGCUGCUGCAGCUGCUGCUGCAAGUGCGAUGCGGCCGCAGCAGCAGCAGCCGCAGCAGCAGCAGGCUUGGAAACACCUCGGGUCGCCGUUCUACGUGGUGCUGCUGCAAGCGCUGCAUGCUGCAGCAGCAGCACGAAGGUCUCGUACCGCCUCUGCACCUGAGGAAAGUCGACCAGUAGCAGCAGCAGCAGCAGCAACAGCAGCAGCAACAGCAGCAGCAGUUUCUGCAGCAACCAGCAGACUGGGUGAGACUGCCCUUAGCAGCAGCAGCAGCAGCUUCGAGACCUCUGCUGCAGAAGUUGCUGCUGUGUGGCAGCUUCAGGUUGCAAAGGAUUUGCGAAGGUUGCGUCACGCAGCAGAAUUUCUGCAGCAGGGCGAAGGUGGCGCUGCUGCACCUGCUGCUGCUGCUGCUGCGGCUGCAGCAGCAGCAGCAUCGACAAACCCCCUGGCACUGCAGCAGCACCAACUGGAAGCAGCAGCUGUAUCCCUUUUCUGCAGCGCAGCAGAGGCAGUAGCGGUCCUCGCGGAGAUGCAAAUGAAGCCUUCAGUGCGAGAUGCUGUGCCGACUUUGCUGCUCACAUUGGAGCGACUUCGCUUAUCACAGAGGCUGGGCCGAAGUCAAUCGCAGCAGCAGCAACAGCAACAGCAGCAGCCUAUCGUGGAGGCAGGGACGUCUAUGGGUGCUUCGGAAGAAGCGGAAGCAGCAGCAACAGCAGCAGCAGCAGCACAAGCUGCUGUGCGAUGCCUGCACGCUUUGGGUCGCUGCCAGUUGUUCAGUGAGAAGCUGCUGCAGGAGGUCUCUGUACACCACAUUGCUGCUGCUGAUGCGGACACUCUCGCUCUUUAUCUCUUUGAGUGCGGCCGUAUGGGUCUCCGCUGCAAGCGCUAUAUAGAUGGAUGCUUCGACAGGGCAUUAGCUGCUGUUGAAGAGAUGUCUGCUGCUUCCUUACUGCUGGCUUGUGCGGGUCUCUACCGCUUCUGUUCUGACUGGAAGCCUUUCUACGAGCGUGCAGCACCUCGGCUGCUGCAGCAGCUCAGCAGCAUGGACUUCUAUCAGCUGCGGUUGAUGCUGCGCCUCUCUAAGCAUCUCAACCCGGCACUAAAAGACCCCCAGCUGCUGCAGCUCUCGAAAGAAGCUGCUGCUCUCCUCACUUCCGCUGUACCCUCUCUAGACCUACAGCAACUCUGCUGCAUCGCCACCUUUGUUGAACGGAGGUGUCCAGACACCCCACCGGAGUACGAAGUCCUCACGAAGGCCCUUGUGGCCGCUGUAGAGGCAUCAGCGCCUCCUCGCCUACCAGCACAAGCAGCAACAGCAGCGGGGAAAGCAGCAGCAGCAGGAACAGCAGAAGCAGCAUUGGAGGCAGGAACACCAGCAGCACCACCAGCAGCAACAGCAGCAACAGCGGGAGAGGCGGAGCGUGUAGCUACAGAUCCUCUGUCUCUUGUGCAUCCUCUGCACGAUUUGGUAGACUUAGUGGAUUGCACUGCUUCUCAUGGAGUGCAGAGUUCAGUGGUGCCGCGGGUUGAGGCAGUUGUUGCUGCGAGGUAUACCGAGAUUGAAUACAGCGUAAACUUCACCCUGUGGCUCAUUUGCCUCGAUGCCUUCUCUCGAAUCAAAGGCCACUACCCCCACUUGCUGCUGCAGCAUAUCACAUCAAACAUCUGCAAGCCACUAGCAAGCAGCAGCAGCAACAACAACAGCAACAGCAAGGGGACUUGCAACCGCAGCAAAGGCAGCAUAUCGAGCCCUAUCGAUUCCCUCAGCGCCCUCCAGAGACUCAAAUUCAUGCAGGCCCUCACUCGCCUCUCCUUCUUUCCCCUCCCAGUUAUUCAGCGAGGAAAUCUUUGUUUUUACUGUUCCGUGUGGUGCCUGGUGUACAGACACCUCGAGCCUCUGUUUCUCUCGCAUCUCUGCUGGGCCUUCCUUGUCGCUGAGAUGCAGCGCAAGCCCUUCUUUGUUACUCUCCUAGAUCGCGCCCUGGCGCUGUCUCCUCCCCCUACAGCCCCGGUGUCUCCUGCAGCAGCAGCAGAGGAGGCGUUUGCUGCUUGUAAGAGCCAAACAGCCUCUGCAGCAGAAGCUGCUGCCGAGGAUUUCACUGCAGGGGGACCCGUGCCCUGGCGUAUGCGGGAUGUUACCGCGCCGGUUGGCAGCAACAGCAGGAGCAGCAGCAACGCUGCUGCUCCCACUGCCGCUCCUACUGCUGCUGGUGUUGCUGUUGACGCUGCUGGUGCUGGCGCCUCUGGAGGUUCUGCUGCAGCAACAAAAGACCGCGCUGCAGCGACGGGAGACGGUGCAACAGCAGCAGGAGACUAUGCUACAGCAGCAGAAGGCUGUGCUGCAGCAGCAAGAGAGACAGUGCCGUGGCAACUGAGCCUUCCAAUGACUCCCCUUGACUGCAUCACCUACCGCAGCCACUGCGAGCCGGCGGUGCUGCUGCAGCAGGUGUGCCGGUUGCUGCAGCUGGAAGCCCCGCAGCUGGCAGCAGCAGUGCAGCAGCAGCAAACGUUUAGGGCCCACGCCGAGGCCGUUAUACGGUGGAAAGGAGAUAGGCAGCAGGAGCUGCAGCAGCUGCUUGCGGAGGUUAAGGGGGCGGCUAGGGAGUCUGGGCUUGAGUGGCGGGAGGCACGUGAGGGGCUUCCGCCUUCUGCGUUAUCUUCAUUUGGCAGCCAGUGGCCCUUCAGUGAAGUUUGUCUGUGGGUUCAGGGGGCCCCUUUGGUUCUCCAGGCAGAAGCAGAGGGGCUGCUGCGUGCAGCUGGGGGGCCCCCAGAGACGCGCCGCAACUUCAACACAGGGCACAAAUAUUUGUUGCUAAGGGCUUUUAGAGCCUUAGGUGUCUUAAGGGUAGUCUUCAUCGACGCUGAAGAGUGGCGGAGAGCGAGGGAGACACAGCAGCAGGUGCCUCUACUCCGCAGCAAAUUCACUUUCUGA